Messenger RNA from Sphenostylis stenocarpa, 1545 nucleotides. The record is from the annotation of a GenBank genome assembly. NCBI's taxonomy places the organism in Eukaryota, Viridiplantae, Streptophyta, Magnoliopsida, Fabales, Fabaceae.
AUGUCAUAUCUGAAAGAAAACAAGGGUAUCACUCUCACCCUUUGUUAUUUAUACUUGGUUCUUGGUUCUUGGACUCUCAGUGACUGUAUCAAGCUUCCAAAUUGUGCCAUAAACCACAAAACAUUCAUGAGACCUUCUGUGGGGGGGGUUUCUUCCUCCUUCACAAAUUUUCGUUCUGCCUCAUCAUGGUUCGAGUUGUAUGCUGCUUUCUCCACAUUCAUGAUGCUUCUAAGAUCCGCAAUCAACGAUCUCAUACCCAAAGAAGUUCGCUCUUUCAUACACUCAAAACUAAAGGCUUUCUUCUCAGACCGUAAAAAAAGCAACCAGGUCUCACUUCAGAUCACAGAAAUUUGGGAUGGCCACACCAACCAACUCUUCCAAGCCGUCCAAGAGUAUCUCCCAACAAAGAUCUCCCACUCGUACAAAUCCCUCAGAGUUGGGAAAAUUUCAAUGCACAAGAACUUAGUAGUGGCAGUCGAUGGAAAACAGGAGGUGGUGGAUCGAUUUGAAGACAUCAAGCUCAGAUGGAAACUCGUGGAUGAAAGCUCCCAAAAAGGAUCUGAUAAUCGCGAACCUCCUCGUCAUCGCAAGUCCAGCAGUUUCGAGAGGCAAUCGUUUACUCUAAGCUUUGAUGAGAAGCACAGAGACGUGGUUAUGAACAAGUAUCUCUCCCACGUUCUGAGCGCAUAUGAGGAUAUGCAAGCAAAGCAGAGAACCAUCAAGAUCCAUUCCAUUGGUGGUGGAAGGUGUUGGCAGAAAAGUGACUUAACACAUCCAGCAUCGUUCGAGUCGCUUGCAUUGGAUCCAGAGCAGAAGCAGAGCAUCAUUGAUGAUUUGGAUCGGUUUUUGCGUAGGAAGGAACUGUACAAGAAGGUGGGGAAGCCUUGGAAACGUGGCUACCUCUUGUAUGGUCCCCCAGGAACAGGAAAAUCUAGCCUUGUUGCCGCUAUGGCCAACUACUUGAAGUUUGAUGUGUAUGAUUUGGAACUCACCUCUGUGUUUUCUAACUCAGAGCUCAUGCGAACCCUCAAGGAAACAUCUAAUCGCUCCAUCAUUGUCAUCGAAGACAUCGACUGCAACACAGAGGUGCUUGCUCGAUCAACGGCUAAACCCUUGUCAGAUUCAGAUUCUGAUUUUGACCGCAAGCAUGUCAAGGUUAAGACAAACAGAUUUACUUUGUCGGGUCUGCUUAACAACAUGGAUGGGUUGUGGUCAAGUGGUGGAGAGGAGCGGAUUAUAAUCUUCACUACUAACCACAGAGAGAAAAUUGACCCAGCAUUGCUGCGCCCCGGUCGUAUGGACAUGCACAUUCACAUGUCCUUCCUCAGAAGCAAGGCAUUUCGAAUUCUAGCUUUCAAUUAUUUAGGCGUUAAAGGAGAUCAUCCACUCUUUGAGCAAAUUGAUGAUCUGCUGGAGAAAAUACAAGUCACCCCUGCGGUGGUAGCUGAGCAACUGAUUAGAUAUGAGGAUCCUGACGUUUGUUUGGAAGCACUUGUUCAAUUUCUCAAGGAAAAGGCCAAGGAAACCCAUCUUUUAUAUUUAUGA